Messenger RNA from Plenodomus lingam JN3, 114 nucleotides. Lineage: Eukaryota; Fungi; Ascomycota; Dothideomycetes; Pleosporales; Leptosphaeriaceae. The record is from RefSeq and is a predicted model, not a curated record.
AUGCCACAAUCCUGCACAGCCUGCAUCCAGGCGACACGAUCCCGCUGUGUCGACGCUGCCUGGGUGAAUUCCAAAAGGGAGGAGACGGGCGUGCAGAGGGGUGGGGGGCUGUGA